AUGAAACAAACCAAAGGAGGACUUAUGUCCUUCAAUAAUUUCUUGUCCACAAGUGAAAAUCAUCAAGUGUCCGUUAAAUUUGCUCGAGAAGGAGCAUCGAAAAAUCCCAGUAUGAUUGGCAUCCUCUUCAUUAUGACUAUUGAUCCUGAUGUAUGUACAAAAUCAAAAAUUCCAUUUGCUGAUGUUAGUCAAGUUGGCUUUUUCGAAGGCCAAGAAGCUGAAAUUCUUUUUACAACACAUACAAUAUUUCGAAUCGAUAACAUUCAACAAAUUCAUGACGAUCAUACUGAUCGUCUAUGGAAAGUUCAUCUUACCCUUGUGGGUAAUGACAACCACGAGCUAAAUACACUUACAGCACACGUACGCAACGACGUCAACUUGAAAGCACCAAUACGAGGAUGGUCUCAACUAGCUUUCAUACUUCUUAAAGUGGGUGAGCCUGCAAAAGCUAAAAAACUCUACAAAAUACUUCUCCAAAAGGCAUCUUCUGAUAAAGAGAGAUCAGAUUACAAUCAAAAACUUGGUUGGGCAUAUAAUGAUAUGGGCGAGUACUCGAAAGCGCUUUCAUCGCACAAACAAUCACUGGAAAUCCGAAAAAUAGCUCUCCCUCCGAAUCAUCCUGACUUGGCUUCUUCCUACAACGGCAUCGGUUUGGUCUAUGAUAACAUGGGCGAGUAUUCGAACGCACUUUCAUCGUACGAACGAUCACUUGAAAUCUGGAAAAUAGCUCUCCCUCCGAAUCAUCCCGACUUGGCUGGUUCCUACAACAACAUCGGUAUGGUGUAUAAUAACAUGGGCGAGUACUCCAAAGCACUUUCAUCGUACGAACGAUCACAUGAAAUCCGAAAAAUAGCUCUCCCUCCAAAUCAUCCCGACUUGGCUGGUUCCUACAACAACAUCGCUCUCCCUCCGAAUCAUCCCGACUUGGCUAAAUCCUACAACAACAUCGGUGUGGUGUAUGAUAACAUGGGCGAGUACUCGAAAGCACUUUCAUCGUACGAACGAUCACUUGAAAUCCGAAAAAUAGCUCUCCCUCCGAAUCAUCCCUUAUUGGCUUCUUCAUACAACAACAUCGGUUUGGUGUAUAAUAACAUGGGCGAGUACUCGAAAGCACUUUCAUUUCUUGAAAAAGCGCAUGAAAUCGAUCGAGAAACUCUGCCACCAAAUCAUCCACAUAUUGCACAGUCGAAAAGAAACAUUGAAGGUGUGAAAAAGAAAAUGUAA
Rotaria sordida is the source of this 1224-nucleotide messenger RNA. NCBI's taxonomy places the organism in Eukaryota, Metazoa, Rotifera, Eurotatoria, Philodinida, Philodinidae. The record is from the annotation of a GenBank genome assembly.